AUGUUCAAUGGCCGCAAACCUCCUCCCAAUCCUUCUGGACCCCAACCGGGAGCCCAUGCUCAGGCAGGAGCACCGAAUGCAGAUGUGGAAGCUCUCCAGCGGGCCACUCCCGCAGAACCUGACAGAGCUACCGAGACGGAGGGGCGGUGGACGAACGUGCCGUUCUUGAAGCAGUUUGAGAGACAGGAUAUCUUGUGUGGAUCCUUGAUUGUUUGUCUUUUGGUUACCUUUGUCAUUGUUCUUGCAGUGGCAUUGUCGAUACGUCGGCAACCCAAUAUUGUGGAACGCCCUCGACCAACCAACAAUCCUAUUCCCCAACCCCCCACCAGCGCUCCCGGACCCACCAGUGCCCCUUCCUCAGCUCCCACCAUGCAACCCACAACUGCUAACCAAGGUCUUCUGGCUUCUGUCCUUCCCACAGAAACACUGCUGGUCGUAAGGAAGAAUCCCAAUUCACCACAAGCCAAAGCAUUCGACCAUGUUACGGCAAAUCCAUCGUUCUCUACUUUUCCCGAAUGGCGUGUCUUGCAGAGAUUUGCCUUGGCUACUUUCUAUUAUGCCACUCGUGGAAAUAACUGGAACGUGAAAGACGGAUGGUUGCAACAUGACAUGGACGAGUGCCAGUGGUUUCAAACAGUCACCAGUGUUGACCCUUGUUCCUCCCAAGAGGGUAAAUUGCUUCACUUGCGGCUUCGAGACAAUAGGCUGCACGGCACGGUACCUCCAGAGCUGUUCCUCAUGACAUAUCUAAAGACAAUCGACUUGGACAUGAAUGCCAUGCGUCCUUCUGGUCAGAGUCGCACAAUUCCCACAGAGAUUGGCCUUUGCACAGAUCUUGAGACAUUGUCACUUGUGCAUGUCCAUAUUGGGACAGUUCCGACUGAAGUCGAACAAUUGACGGCUCUCAAGUCCUUGGGCCUAAGGGGUAACCGUAUUUCACCCUUCUUUCCCGACGAGAUAUUGACAUUGGGCAGCCUAACGAGUCUGGAUCUAUCCCGGAAUUGGCUCCUUCGUUUCCCUUCUGAUCUUGGACAGCUCAACAACUUGGAGGUUCUUGAUUUGGGCCGGAACUUAAUGAAACAGUCGUUGACGACUGUGGUUGGGAAUUUGACAAGCCUCAAACGACUCUCUGUGCAAAACAAUAAGCUCGCUGGAAAGCUCCCGCCAGAGAUAGGUUUGAUGACUGGCUUGGAAGAGCUUUAUCUGAAUGGAAAUCAGUUCAGUUCCAGAGUCCCGGUUGUUUUUGAAAUGUUGGGAGCUCUAACAACUAUGAAUUUGGAGGGAAAUCUUCUGACUGGCACAAUCCCAGAAAGUCUUUGUCGGCUGGGUACAACGAACUUAACCUUUGAUUGCAAUGGCGACUUCCCGCGGCUUUGUGGCUGUGACUGUCCCUGUCUGUAA
Molecule: messenger RNA, 1401 nt
Organism: Seminavis robusta
Lineage: Eukaryota; Bacillariophyta; Bacillariophyceae; Naviculales; Naviculaceae
Source: the annotation of a GenBank genome assembly